Messenger RNA from Mangifera indica (mango), 1582 nucleotides. RefSeq names its product protein LNK3-like. The transcript has 6 exons. Lineage: Eukaryota; Viridiplantae; Streptophyta; Magnoliopsida; Sapindales; Anacardiaceae. The coding region runs from base 167 to 1057 and encodes 296 amino acids. The record is from RefSeq and is a predicted model, not a curated record. Gene Ontology annotation, biological process: circadian rhythm; regulation of DNA-templated transcription.
UUAACUAAUAAUUAAAUGUAUAUGAAGCCUUUUUCAGCUUGAAGAUAGACAUCAACUUAGUUCAAAUCCUGUCUAAUUUCUUAAGCUAACAGAAAUCCUUCUAAAUUGUCAGUUCUUCUCAUCUGGGUCUGAGUUAUAUUUUGUGAAUCAGAAUCUAGAUAAUCUGAUGGAGUGCUAUCCCGGAAGUGUUAUGGAUGAUCUUGUUGUUCCCAAGGAUCAUGAUUUGUCUGACAGGCUUCCAUCAUCUCCAGAAAUCUGGUCAAAAUGGGGAGCUUAUUCCCCUGGAAGUUCAUUGUUUCCUAACAAAUUCUUUAAUACUGAUAUGGAUGUGACUGAGGAAGAGUUCAACUUCAACGGUUUUUGUAACGAAGUUGAGAUGGAUAUUGCAGUCCAAGAUAAAGAUCAUUACAGUGGUUCCAGUGUCUGUGGAGGAUCAUUAGAGGAGUCUCUGCAAAGGACAUCACUGUCAUGCAGCCGGACAGAUGAUGAGCUUGAUCCACUUGCGGGGAUUGAACAAUUGGAUGACAUAUUCUUGAGUUCCUUGCUUGCCGAUCAGCCCUGGGAUGAAGAUAUCCACAAGUUGUUUGGUGUGUUGCCUGAUAAUAAUCACUUGACUGACAUGACUUUAGAUUCAAAAAGUGCUUCUAGUGACAAACAUAGUAUAGGAAGCUCCAAGUAUCUACAAACACACGCAUUCUCUCCAUCCAUGGAUUGGGAGGAGGAAGAAGUUGAUGCGUCUCCAUUUAUUCCCUGCAACUCCAAGCAGAAACAUUUCCGACCGCUGAAGGCAACGGCCAAAUGCCAAGUGCCUUCAGAGGAGUACGCUGCAAAUGGACUUGUUGCAGACAAAACAUCACCUGAAGAAUCGGUGCUGCAGGAGCUCAGAAUGGUGACGGAACAGAUGACUGAUAAGACACGAAUUUGCUUUCGUGAUGCCUUGUACCGGCUUGCUGAGAGCACAAAACAACAUGUGAUAAUAUUGAGGCAGGGUGGUGACUUCACGGCAGAAACUCCUCCUGGUGCAGCUCGUGAUACACAUAUAAGAUUAAAGUAUUAAAACUGUUCAAUGAUCAGGUCUACAGAAAAGCAAGCAAUGGAAUCAAAAACCAAUGUCAUUGACAGAACCAUUGCAAAUCUCAUGUUCUGUGAGAUGGACUUGAAUAUACAACGCACUCUUGCUGCAGAAGAAAUAAACACAAAGCAAGAAGUAAUCAGCAUGGCAGGAUCACAAAACCACCACUCUAAUCAGCCUCACAUUCGUCAUUUCUGUCAAGCCAUGUUGGCCGGUGAAGGCUACGAGGUUGAAGUUCCAACGCUUAGUUAGAAACACCAACAGAUUGCGCCAACAAAAUUUCUGGAUGACUUCUUGAAAACCCCGAGUGAAAGAUGCCAUUAUAUUGGAAGAAAUAAAUACUUAAGUUUAUAAAAUUCUGAAACUUUGUUCUGUACUAUUAUUGUACAUGCACAUAUUUUAGGUCUGAGGAUUCAAGCUGCAUCAGCUCAGCUCAGUUUUGAUUUGUGUUUACAUAAGUUUGUAAAAAAUACAUAAUAUGUGUAAUAUUAUGUUCUGUUUGAUUGUAAA